GCAUUCCUUUGGGUGAAGAUCUUGGCUACAAUGAUCCAGAUCUUUCGGCAUGGGCUCGACAUUACCCGGCAUCAGCUCAAAGGGAUCUAUGUCGUGAAAGUGGGCAAAGUCCGCAAGUCAAGGGGCGAGGAGGAGUCGAGCUCAUCUUCCAGCAGGUGGCACGCACAGGUGAUGUGUUCCCUGCGGGAUGGACCAGCUGAUUGCGAGGACUGGGACUCCGCAGAUGCUGAGGAAGAGUAUCAGGACGGCUCCCGGCGGACCAAUCCCAAGAACGGCCCCAUCACACUGACCUUCCGCGGUCAAGUAACGACUCUUCGACCUUGGGAUCCAUCGAUCUGCCCACUCUCCGCUGCAAUUCACAAUAGUUUGGUCCACUUCCCAAUCCAGCCUAAGACCAAUGUCUUCGCCAUGUUUUGGUCUUUGCAGACCUUGAGUCACAUCUCGGACACUCUGGGCCCGACGGGACGUCUCAUUGCUGUGCUCAGCAAAGAGUCGAGGGUGAAACCAGAAACUGUUCAUCACUUUGUCAAGAGGCAUGCCAAUAGCACAGUCAUUUUUGAAGAUCCUGAGGAUGCGACCUUGGAACGCUAUGAGCGACUCUUAAGCCUGCCUGAGGAGAGCAGAUAUGCCUUUCUCAUGGCCCUACAUCCGCGCCUGGGAGCCAACAGCCCGGCGAGGAUUUUGAAGCCAGAAGCUCCGAAGAUUUGCGAGUUGAUCUUUGAUUUCCUCGUGUGCACAACACCUGCAGAGAUUAAGAGCUUAGUGAUCUGGAAUGGGAAUAAACGGCUGAUCGCGGAAGAAACCGGUGAGCUGAACAAUGUCUUUGACCAGGCACUAAAGCACGUGGAUAUUCUCCAGCGCUGGAGGAAACCCAAACGGAUUUCAAAGAAAAAGACGAAUAGCAAGGCUUCGGAGACUGAGACCUCAGAAAGCAGGGACAGGAUUUGGGUCGUCAUGGAUGUUUGUAGCAACACCACUGGUGGUGAUUUGGACAUGAAGUUGGUCAACGAGAUGGGCAGAAUGGGCUUGCUGGCCAAGGAGCAGCUGUCCCUGAAUCCCUGGUUUCCAGACCACAGCUUGUUGCUCUUUCAGAGGGGCAUGGCCACAGCUCAAAGCGAAGAAGCCAAGGCCAAGGCUGUGAGUAAAGAACAAGCCCUUCGACGGCCGAACGGAGUGUCCAUGCCAGUGCCAAGCUUCAAGGUCAAGGGCCAGGAGCCAAGGUCGGAGCCAAGGGCUACGCUGAACUAUGAUGAGGCUCAGGCUGUCUCCCAUCGAGCGCCAGGUCUCCCGGCCGAGCCGGAGGCGGUUUCCAGUCACUCAGGUCUUCACAGUUUGAUGGGGCCUCCAGGGCUUGGGCUUCCGCAGGCGAGUCAGCCGUGGAUGGCUUCAGAGGCAGCUUGCGGGUUUGAGGAGUCAACAUGGCUGAGUUAUCUUCAGGCACGGCAGGCUCAACAAGCAACUGGAGCUCGGUCGUCUCAAUGGCCCCUGCCCUAUCCGGAGGGGCUCCCCUCUGCACAGCUGUGGCAGCAGGCACACCCUGGCCGACAGCCACCAGUCUCCUGUGGUUUCAACACAGCGGGUCUUGGUCCAGCGGGUCCGGCGGGUCCGGCGGGUCCGGGUGAUUACCGUGCGCCACCAAUGGGGAAAGGAGGCCUGCCUCCAUGGCCCAUGAAUCCGCAGCCAUUUGGGCCGGAGGACCUGAAUUUCAUGUCGCUCAACCUGUGAGAACUUUCGGGGCAUCCCUGCGAAAGAAGGGGUGCCUUCAGCGGUCCUGGGCGGUUCAGCGGUCAAUGCGUGAUAUUUG
Molecule: messenger RNA, 1804 nt
Organism: Cladocopium goreaui
Lineage: Eukaryota; Dinophyceae; Suessiales; Symbiodiniaceae
Source: the annotation of a GenBank genome assembly